AUGUAUGCUGUGGCCAAUAUGUCUUCACAGGAUAGCCAUGGACCAUUUGAAGGUCCCCAGUGGCCUCAUGUUGCACCGCGUAGUACAUUCUUGAUAAUUGCCGUGCUAAUGGGGAUUGUGGUUGCCUUAGCAUUCUUUGUCAAUGGUCUAGUUAUCAUGGUCUCCAUCAGGUACAAGAAGCUAAGAUCCCCUUUGAACUACAUAUUGCUUAAUCUAGCAGUGGCAAAUGUGCUGGUCACAAUUUUUGGGAGUUCUGUUAGCUUCUUCAACAAUAUCACCGGUUAUUUUACAAUGGGAAAGGCGAUGUGUGAAUUUGAAGGCUUCAUGGUUUCACUAACAGGUAUUGUUGGCCUCUGGUCACUGGCAAUUUUAGCCUUUGAAAGAUAUAUUGUAAUCUGCAAGCCCAUGGGGGAUUUUCGCUUCAAACAAAGGCAUGCAGUCUUUGGGUGUGCCUUCACUUGGAUCUGGGCCCUGGUUUGGACAUCUCCACCUCUCUUUGGUUGGUGUAGUUAUGUCCCAGAAGGUUUGGGGACAUCCUGUGGACCCAACUGGUACUCAGGCGGCAGCAAUAAUAACAGCUAUAUUCUGGUUUUGUUUACCACUUGCUUCGUUAUGCCUUUAAGUACAAUUAUUUUCUCCUACUCAAACUUGAUAAUGGCUUUGAGAGCAGUUGCUGCACAGCAGAAAGAAUCUGAAACAACUCAGCGAGCUGAGCGAGAAGUCACUAGGAUGGUGAUUGCCAUGGUACUGGCCUUUCUUGUCUGCUGGUUGCCCUAUGCAGCAUUUGCCAUAGUGGCAGCCACCAAUAAGGACAUUGUCAUCCAACCAACUUUAGCUUCAAUGCCUUCAUAUUUCUCAAAGACAGCCACUGUGUACAAUCCAGUUAUCUAUGUUUUCAUGAAUAAACAGUUCAGAAACUGCCUAAUAAGUCUUGUGUGUUGUGGGCGCAAUCCCUUUGCGGAAGAAGAAUCUAGCACAGCAAGCGGGCGUACAGAUGUCACUUCGGUGACUGAGGGAGGCGGAAAUAAAGUUACUCCAUCAUAAUCUUUUCAUCUUUACUAGGAGCCUGCCAUUAACCAUUUGGAAAAAUACAUGCAAAAAAUAAAAAAUAAAUUCUAACCCUUGCUCGGGGAUAGUAUUUGAGUCCUAUGUAUUUUGUUCGAGUUUCAAAAUGUAGUUAUUAAUUAAAAUACAUAAUUCACAUCAA
Molecule: messenger RNA, 1207 nt
Organism: Spea bombifrons (plains spadefoot toad)
Lineage: Eukaryota; Metazoa; Chordata; Amphibia; Anura; Pelobatidae
Product: pinopsin-like
Exons: 5
Coding region: 1-1044 (347 amino acids)
Biological process (GO): visual perception; phototransduction; G protein-coupled receptor signaling pathway
Cellular component (GO): membrane; photoreceptor outer segment
Molecular function (GO): G protein-coupled receptor activity
Source: RefSeq, a predicted model, not a curated record